Micropterus dolomieu (smallmouth bass) is the source of this 1287-nucleotide messenger RNA. RefSeq names its product nucleotide binding protein-like (gene nubpl). The record is from RefSeq and is a predicted model, not a curated record. Lineage: Eukaryota; Metazoa; Chordata; Actinopteri; Centrarchiformes; Centrarchidae. The transcript is spliced from 11 exons. Gene Ontology annotation, cellular component: mitochondrion. Gene Ontology annotation, molecular function: ATP binding; 4 iron, 4 sulfur cluster binding; ATP-dependent FeS chaperone activity. Gene Ontology annotation, biological process: mitochondrial respiratory chain complex I assembly; iron-sulfur cluster assembly. Bases 49 to 1035 code for a protein of 328 amino acids.
UGACGCGCAGCAAGCUAACGAGCUUAGCAGGAAUCUAAACAGCUAAAGAUGGCUGCGUUCACGUACAGCAGACUGUCCUAUUUACUGAGAAUAUCUCUUAAUAAACCCGCAGUUUUACGAACAGGGACGGAGAUAAAACCCGGGCCUGCGUGUUGUGUACAGUUCAUACGCUGCCAGAGGUCGGUGGACAGGAAGGAUUUACAGGAGAGGCAGAAGCAGCAUAUGGCGAGAGGUCUUCCCAAACAGAAACCCAUUGCGGGCGUCAAACAGGUCGUCGUCGUGGCUUCAGGGAAAGGUGGCGUGGGAAAGUCCACCACCUCAGUGAAUUUGGCUCUUGGAUUAAUGGCCAACGAUCAGUCUAAGUCAGUCGGUCUGCUGGACGCUGACGUCUACGGUCCGUCGAUCCCCAAACUGAUGAACCUGAAGGGAAACCCGGAGCUCUCUGACAACAAUCUGAUGAUCCCGCUCACAAACUACGGGAUUCCUUGCAUGUCGAUGGGCUUCCUGGUGGAGGAUGUGGCUCCCAUCGUGUGGAGGGGCCUGAUGGUGAUGUCAGCGAUAGAGAAGCUGCUCAGACAGGUGGACUGGGGGUCGUUGGACUAUCUGGUAGUCGACAUGCCUCCUGGCACAGGAGACGUCCAACUGUCAAUCACCCAGAACAUCCCAAUAGCAGGUGCGGUUAUCGUGUCCACGCCGCAGGACAUCGCUCUGCUGGACGCCCGCAGAGGAGCCGAGAUGUUCAAGAAAGUUAACGUGCCGGUAAUCUGUGUUCUCGGCCUGGUGCAGAACAUGAGCGUCUUCCAGUGUCCCAACUGUAACCACCAGACUCACAUCUUCGGCUCCGACGGGGCCCGACAGCUGGCAGACACUCUGGGAGUCACAUUAUUAGGGGACGUUCCUCUUCAUCUAAACAUCAGAGAGAUGUCAGACAGAGGACAGCCGGUGGUCGUCUCGUCUCCGGACAGCCCAGAGGCGGAGGCAUACAGGAAGGUGGCGUCCGCUGUGGUCCAGAGACUAGAGGAGGUCAACACUUGAUUGACAGCUCCAACAGGAAGUCAGUUGGUUGAUGUAACGUUCUGAAUGCACAUGAAGACACUCCAUGUGCACUGACACAACACACACAAACACACAGAUAAACGCACAGUAAGUUCAGUCCAAAGCACUUGAACAUUUGUAACAGUACACGCUGAGUAUACUGAGUAUUAGCACUAAACUGCAGUAUUACUGAGUAAAUGUGAUUUAUUUAGUUGUGUGAUGAUAUUUAAUAAAAAACAGUGAGAUAAAUUC